CGCCUCAGGCGUCCGUCAGCGGGUGCGGAGGACAAGGCGUCGCUAGUCAGGCCACCCCCUUUUCCCCGCCUCAGGCAGGCCCGGCCGGCCUCACGCUCCGCGGGCUGGAGGCAGGUUUCCGCGGCUGCCCCGAGGCGGGAGGCAGGAUUUUGUUCCGUGCCGUCCAGGGAGAAGAUGACUUUUCAGUGGACAGCAGUUGCAACCUUCCUGUAUACUGAAAUAGGAGUGAUUUUGCUCCUCUGUGUACCGUUUAUUUCUCCACUAAGAUGGCAGAAGAUCUUUGUGAUUCCAGUAUGGAAUAAAAUAGCAAAUUAUUGGAAUAAGGCAUUCCUAACAAUAAUCGUUCUACUGAUUGUUUUGUUUCUUGAUGCUAUUAGAGAAGUGAAGAAAUACUCAACUGCACAUGGGACCGAAAAGGCUGCAAAUAUCAACCCCAAUGCCUAUGAUCAUAUUCAGAUGAAACUUUUUAGGUCACAAAGAAACCUUUACAUCUCUGGAUUCUCUCUGUUUCUCUGGCUUGUAUUGAGACGUACUGUCACCCUUAUUACUCAGUUGGCAAAAGAGAUGGGAAUUCAGGUAGCUAUGGAAAUUCAAGUAGCAAAUACUAAUGAAGCUGCCAGAAAAUACAUGGAGGAGAAUGAAAAAUUGCAACAGGCGUUGAAUGAAAAAGGGAAGUGUGAAAAUGAACAGGCACUAGAAGAAGACAAUAAAAAACUGAGGCAAGAAACUGAAAAACUGAAAGCGGAAUUAAAGAAAACUUUGAAUGCCCUUUCCAAGGCAACAAAUGAAGUGACUGCAGUUAAAAAGCAAUCUGAAGGCCUUAAAAGAGAAUAUGAUCGCCUUAUGAAAGAACAUGAACGGCUGCAGGACCUCCUAGAUGAAGAGGAGGAUAAGAAAGACCUGUAGAAGCAAUUCAGGAAAGACUGCUUAGAUAUAACUGCAUCAGUGUGAAGUCUCUUGUUCUUCUCUUUAACCUCCUGAAGUAGAUGGCACAAGGUUUGAUUUUCUUAAGAAAAUCAAAUGCACUGUAGUUCACUACUCAGAUUCUACUUAUCGCUCUUGGUUGCCAAAUAUAUUCCGUGUUGCAAUGAGAAUACUAAGUGAUAUAAGGGAUAUGCCUUGAAGUUCAUAUUUCAGUUCUUGUGAGGAAAAAUGUAAGCAUAUAAUGGAAAUUUUCCAUCUGCACUAAAAACUCAGAUGAUCUCUAUCCUUUUGCCCUCAAAAAUGGUAAAAGGAUGAUGCACAAUAACACCAAUUGCUUGUAACAUAUGAGUGGUUUUGUAAAUCACACUAAACCAUGAAAACAUGGUGACUUUAACCCUUUUUUGCCAGCAGUCCUAUGAAAUUUGAUUACUUAUGGGUUAAAUAAGGCUAAAUAUUCUUCAUUUUCCAUUCUAUUUAUGUAGAAGGAUUUGAUUGACAAUCAGUAAAAAUAUGGAAGUUAGAUUUCUAAAUCCACCUCACACUAGUUUGUUUUUUUCCCAUUGUGCCACACAGAUGGGUGUGUUUCACAAUUAUCCAUUUUGCAUGCCUUUGGGUUGUUAUUUUGGAGUACUUCAGAAUUUUUUGUCAUAAAAAAUAGUAUUGGUGGGGUUUUUAUUGUUCCCUGAUUCAUUUGUACAAGGAUUUAAAUCUAUUGUUUACUUUGUGUGUGUGUGUGCGUCCCGCUGUGCUUUCUUGCUUUGCAAAGUGUAAAAUUCUUUAAAGAACGUUCAUGUAUAAUUUACUUAUACUGAUGAAAAGCAGUUCAUGGUUUAAGGAGUAAUUCUACAAUACCUCAAAUUAAAUAUACAUUAUCUGUUCUUUUGCAUCUGACAGCUAAAUUGAGUAAUUUUUUCAUUAGUGAUUCAAAUUUUGUACUUAAAAGUUGGAUAUGAUGAUUAUAUUAAAGGGAUUGUUUAAGCUUA
Caretta caretta (loggerhead turtle) is the source of this 1907-nucleotide messenger RNA. RefSeq names its product B-cell receptor-associated protein 29. NCBI's taxonomy places the organism in Eukaryota, Metazoa, Chordata, Testudines, Cheloniidae. Gene Ontology annotation, cellular component: endoplasmic reticulum; endoplasmic reticulum membrane. The record is from RefSeq and is a predicted model, not a curated record. Gene Ontology annotation, biological process: intracellular protein transport; endoplasmic reticulum to Golgi vesicle-mediated transport.